Orcinus orca (killer whale) is the source of this 3441-nucleotide messenger RNA. RefSeq names its product lysophosphatidylcholine acyltransferase 2B-like. The record is from RefSeq and is a predicted model, not a curated record. NCBI's taxonomy places the organism in Eukaryota, Metazoa, Chordata, Mammalia, Artiodactyla, Delphinidae. Gene Ontology annotation, cellular component: endoplasmic reticulum. Gene Ontology annotation, molecular function: calcium ion binding; 1-acylglycerophosphocholine O-acyltransferase activity.
GUGAGAGAUUUAGAAAAAAGAUCAAAAUGUGCUUUUGCCCCAUUUAAUGCAACAAGGAUUGAAUACUGUACUUCCUAUGUGCACUAGAAUCUAAGCUCCACAGGGCAGAGAUUUUUGCUUUAUUAACUGACAUAUAUCCAGCAUCUAGAAUAAGAGCCUGACUCAUUGUGGGAACUCAAAUAUUUGCUAAAUGAAUAAAUAAUAUAUUUGAUACACUGCUAGGCACUGUGCGGGAAAUAUGAAAGGAAGAUGGCAUGGUAAUGUUGAUCUUUCCCUUAAGAACCAUAUACAGAAUGCAGUUAAAUCAAACAAGCGUUCAAAAGUAUUAAUGAGCCUUACAGAUAAGAGUGGGAAGGGAACUCCCCGGCAGUCCAGUGGUUAGGACUCAGCCCUUUCACUGCUGGGCCCAGGUUCAAUCCCUGGUCAGGGAACUAAGAUCCCACAAGCCGCACGGCGUGGCCAAAAAAAAAAAAAAAAAAAAAAAAAAAUGGCAGGAAGAAUUACAGAAUAGAGGAUGAGACCAACUCAAGGGAUUACUACUCAUUCUCUUCGGUUGCUCUCAUCUGGCACGGGAGACAACCUGUAACACUGCCAAAUCAUGGCUCCUUAAAGACUACAACUGUGUUCCCAAAUAAAACUAAGCUGGUGAAAGGAAUGUUUCCCUCACUAAGCCUAGUUCUGAUAGUGACAGAAGAAAGUGGAAUGUCCCUAAGAAUUCUCAUCAUUGUAUCCUAGCAACGUGUAUUUACCAAUAAAAGCCCAGUUUUCUAUGUACAUUGUACUUGUGCCUCAUAACAUCUCAAGGUAGGGAGUACUUGUGCCUUAUAACAUCGCAAGGUAGGGAGUAUCACCACUUUACAGAUGUGAAAAUGAGAUUGGCCAGUGCCCACAGUACGAGGGUUGGAACCAGGAUCUGACCUAGAUCCAUCUGGUUGUAAAGCCCAUAAUCUUUCCACUUAGAUCACAUUCUGUUUAACCGGCUUUGGUAUCCACACUGCUCUUUCUGUUUUAUGGGUAACCUGUUGUGUUCCAAUAAUUAGAAACAUCUUUCAGAAACUUAAAAUUUGACUUUUAAUUCUGGAGGAAUUUAAAUUAGCAAACAGGAAUAUUUGAUACAGCAAAUGCUACAAGGUUUAGCAGAGAGCCUCAUUCACACCAACUUGAAUUAUGCUUCCCUCUUGAUCGUUUUCAAAGGGCAGCAACAAAGGAAGGAACAAGACUUUAUUGACCGUGUGUGGUGACACAAUGAAGUAAUCCUGACUUAUUUUAAUGAAAACGUGUUUCUGACAAAGUGGAUGUAGAAGAGUACUUGUAACAGAUAUAAAGGCUCAAGGUUGCCAUCAGUUAGACCUCUUAGCAUAAAGAGAUCCAUUUGUAGGAAGAGUAAAUGAAUUUGACUUACCAACUGCCAAAGCAUCUCACUGUAAGUAAACUUGACUGGUAAUGGCAUUUAAAUUAAAAAAUUGUGACUAAUAAAUAUUCAUCUAUUUAAUUCAUCCUUAGUAGGUAUAUAAAUAUGCUUAAUGUAAAUUUCAGAAAUUAUGUGAAAAUAAUUUAUUAAGCAUAUAUGUCAAAAGGAGGCCAUUUACAAAAAGCAAAAAAGAUUGUGCUGUUGAUAUGAUUCUAAUUCUCCUGUUACAUCAUUUACCAUUUUUGAUUUUUCUUACUUUAAAGGUAAUAUAUCAUUGUCUAUUAACCCACAGUUGCCUCAAAGAGUUCUAAUUGUGCGAACGGAAAGAGCACUUAAAUAUGGGGCAGGGGUAUACUCCGGGGGCCGCCCCCAGAUCCAAGCUACAGGCGUCCUGAGACUAAGGAACAGUGGGCUUCAUGGCACAGCCCACCUCGGACUCCGAGGCUGCGGUGUUGGAAUCCACCCUCAGCCAAGACACAAGCAAGUCCCUGUACCCACCGGCCGUGGACAACCCCUUCACGCAGCAGACGCACAUCAGCGCGUGGCGCUGGGCCUACAUCGUCCUCAUGGGGGCUGUGCUGGUGCCGGUGCGCGUGUCCUACAUCGCCGUCCUCUUCAUCUUCCUCUGGCCGGUGGCUGCGCUUUCCACCAUAGGUCGUCGUGCUCGACCAACCAAGCCCGCCAGAAGUUGGAGAAGAAGGCUGGUGCAGCCAACUCUCAAGUUCUUGUUUCAGGUGACUUUUUUUCAGCAGGGUUCCUGGUUAAGUGACGAGGCCCGCAUCUUCGUUGCAGCACCGCACUCCAGUUUCUUUGACGCAGUCGCCUGUGUCGUAGCAGGGUUCCCCUCGGUGGUCUCUGCGAGUCAAAAUGUGCGUAUCCCGGUGGCUGGGAAAUUCUUACUGUCAACGCAGCCGGUGCUUGUGACCUGAGAUGACCCCAAUUCGAGGAAGAAUACCCGGGAGGAAAUCCUGAGGCCAGUGACAUCUGAUAGGAAGUGGCCACAGAUCCUGAUUUUCCUGGAAGGAGUGUGUACCAACCGCAGCUGUCUGGACUUUAAACUAGGGGCCUUCUCUCCAGGUGUUCCUGUGCAGCCAGUGCUGCUCAAGUAGCCAAACACCCUGGACACCGUGACCUGGACCUGGCAGGGGUUUACAGGCUUCCAGACCUGUAUAUUGACCCUGAGUCAACUCUUCACCAGGGUAGAAGUUGAGUUUAUGCCCGUUUAUAUCCCAAAUGACCGAGAAAAAAAAGACCCCGUCCUUUCUGCCAAUACAGUGAGGAUCAUCAUGGCCAAUGCUCUUGGGGUGCCUGUGACAGAUCACACUUAUGAAGAUUGCAGACUGAUGAUUUCUGCAGGUAACCUUCGACUACCCAUGGAAGGCGGUUUGGUUGAAUUUACAAAAAUUAGCCAGAAAUUAAAGUUAGAUUGGGAUAAUAUUCAUCAGUGUUUGGAUGAAUGUGCUACAAUUGCGGCUGCCUCAAAAGGAGGGAAGAUAGGAAUUACAGAGUUGGCGAACUAUUUGAAACUCCCAAUUUCAGAGCCCUUGAGACAACUUUUUGCCCUCUUUGACAGGAAUAAUGAUGGCAGCAUAGACUUCAGAGAGUAUGUGAUAGGUCUGACUGUUCUAUGCAAUCCUGCCGACACUGAAAAGAUUCUGCACAUGUCAUUUAAGCUUUUUGAUCUUGAUAGUGAUGGUUUCAUAACCGAACAGGAGUUAGCUGCUAUACUUCGGGCAGCUUUUGGAGUGCCAAAUCUUGAUGUUUCCAGACUCUUUCGAUAGAUAGCUGGACAGAACUCAGAGUACAUUUCAUACAGGACCUUUAAGAACUUUGCCCUGAAGCAUCCAGGAUAUGCCAAGUUAUUUAGUUCAUACUUAGACCUCCAGGCAGCCUAUAUAUAUUCAUUACCACAGCAAGUACAGGUUUGAUGGUUGUAUUCAGAUGUUAAAGGCAGCCCUGAAAAUGGUGAAAGUUAACAUCCAGGUUGAAAUAAAAAUUAUCCUUUGAGGAAAGACACAAUAGUUUUUACU